Molecule: messenger RNA, 1956 nt
Organism: Cetraspora pellucida
Lineage: Eukaryota; Fungi; Glomeromycota; Glomeromycetes; Diversisporales; Gigasporaceae
Source: the annotation of a GenBank genome assembly
AUGGAUUCAUUUAAAUUUAACGAUGAGCAAAUUAAAGUUAUUAAAGCACUUAGUGGAACUUUAAUAGCAGAAUUGGAUGAUUUAGAAACAGAAGCUCUUUCAAAAACAAAAGCUAUUGUAAUAAAAAAACAUUCCUCUAAAGUUAUCGAAUUUGCUAAAUUUGAUUUAUCCAAAAAUGAAAACUUUAUAGAAAUUUUAAGUGAUAAACUUAUAAAAUGUUAUUUCAAACCAUUUUAUGAACUUGAUAGAAAACAAUGUGAAGUUGUUUUACAAAAUUGGUCUAAAAGUUUUAAAUUUUAUAGAAAUAUGUUUUUAAUUUUAUCUACUUUGAUUAAUGUUAUUUAUUGGUCCAAAUUUGAUAAUUAUUUUGAAACCAUUGGAUAUCCUGGUCCUGAUCCUGAAGCUAGUGGUGAAAAAUUUACUUCAAAAAUUAAUUUAUUUCCUACUUACGAGUUUAUUCAAGUUCCACCCGAAGGAUUAGUAUUAAAUUUUGAUGUAGUGAUUAUCGGUUCUGGUGCAGGAGGUGGCGUAGUUUCUGCUUUGUUAGCAAAAGCUGGUUAUAGCGUCCUUGUUGUGGAAAAAGGAAAAUAUUAUCAUCAAAAUGAUCUAUCAUUGAAACAAGAUGAAUCUCUUACUAAUCUAUAUGAAAAUGGUGGUAUGGCUUCAACAUUUGGUGGUGGUACUACUAUCAAUUAUUGCGCUAGUUUAAGGCCACAACAUUUUAUAAGAGAGGAGUGGGCUGCACAAGGAUUAACUUAUUUCCUUAGUGAUGAUUUUAAUAAGUCAAUUGAAGCUGUCGAAAAACGAAUGGGUGUUUCUUCUGAUGCAAUUAUUCAUAAUGAAAGUAAUAAAAUUCUUAUAGAAGGAUGUAAAAGACUUGGUUAUCAUUACAAAAACAUACCUCAAAAUACUGCUGGUUCUCAUCAUCAAUGUGGUUGGUGUACAUUUGGUUGUAAAUAUGGUGAAAAACAAGGUUGUUUGAUGACAUGGUUAAAAGAUGCUAGAGACGCUGGUGCAAAAUUUAUUGACAAUUGUUAUGUUGAAAAUGUUUUGCUUAAAAAUAGAAAGGCUGUAGGUAUAAAGGCUAUUGUUAACGAAAAUCGUAUAUUAGUUGUACAUUCAAAAAAAGUUAUUGUUUCUUGUGGCGCAAUUCAUAGUCCAGCUUUGUUGAAGAGAAGUGGUCUCAGGAAUGCAAAUCUUGGCAAGAAUUUAUAUCUUCAUCCGGCUACAAUGGUGUCUGGUUUUUUUCCGGAUAGGGAAAUUAUUUCUUAUUCAGGGUCUAUAAUGACUUCAGUAUCUGAAGUUGUUGAAAAUAUAGAUGGCGACCAUUAUGGAUCAAAACUUGAAAUUGCACCACUUCAUCCUAUUUAUCUCGUUGCAUUCUUACCCUGGAAAUCGGCACUUAAUCAUAAACAACGAAUGCUUCAAAUCAAUCAUCUUGUCCCAAUAUUAAUCGUUAGUCGUGACAAAGAUCCUGGUAGAACUUCCAUAGAUUCAUGUGGGAGACCUAGAAUUCAUUAUUCAAUCAGUAAUCAUGAUUCAAAGAGUGUUGUCGAAGGGAUGAUUGCUGGAAUUAAUAUUCUUGUGGCUGCGGGUGCCAAAACAGUUAUAACUGGACAAUUAGCUAUUGAAGAAUUUGAACCUGCUGAAAAAGAUCCGUUUAAUGAUCCAAGAUAUAAACAAUAUAUUGAGAAGAUUAGAAAGAUUGGUGUAGAGGAUAGUGAAUCAAGUAUUGGAAGUGCACAUCAAAUGGGAACAUGCAAAAUGGGUAUUGAUUCAAAAACAUCUGUUGUUAAUCCCAAAGGUAAAGUAUGGGAAAUAGAUAAUCUUUAUGUUGCUGAUGCAAGUGUAUUACCAACUUCUACUGGCGUCAAUCCUGCGAUUACCAUCUGUAGUGUUGCAUAUUCAAUUGCAAAUUUCAUCAUUAAAGACGACAUGCCUAAAUCAAAAAUUUAA